This is a messenger RNA of Nymphaea colorata (pocket water lily), 2501 nucleotides long. RefSeq names its product histone-lysine N-methyltransferase, H3 lysine-9 specific SUVH4. Bases 45 to 2318 code for a protein of 757 amino acids. Gene Ontology annotation, molecular function: zinc ion binding; protein binding; histone methyltransferase activity. The transcript is spliced from 17 exons. NCBI's taxonomy places the organism in Eukaryota, Viridiplantae, Streptophyta, Magnoliopsida, Nymphaeales, Nymphaeaceae. Gene Ontology annotation, cellular component: nucleus. The record is from RefSeq and is a predicted model, not a curated record.
CUUCCCGCCCUUUUCACAGUCUGCAUUUUGCGUGCAGCAGAGCGAUGGCUGGGCUUCCCGUCGGCGCCCGAUCGGCAUCCCGGGCUGGGCGAAAGAAAGAGGGACUUGUACUUGCCAUGGGAGCACCUGCAUGCGGCGCUGCGGAAAUCCCUAGGUCCGGCCGCGCGGUCGACUCCUUUUCCACCAACGAAGAAACGAUCGACAAAGUGGCCGCGGUGGCCGUGACGAAGAGCGUUUCCCGCCCCGUCAGGAAGGUUUUCGAUGACGAGGUUUUGCAACGCAGGGUUAGCCCCAGGCUUGUGGAUGCUCGCAAGCCAGUGUAUUUUUCUCCAACGUUUCAGAAGAGGGAGGCGCAAAAACGGAAAAAGAAAGUGAUAGUGGAACAAAAGGAUGAAUCCCAAACCUCAAGAUUGAAAACGUCGCCGAAAGACGAUGCUGUCGAGAGGAAACAGAAAGCCGAAGACGGAGUAAAGGAUUCAAGCGCGGAUUGCGUGCACGCUGACGCACACGAGGGUGACAGACAGAUGGAAAGCAAUGCCCUUGUUGUCGCUGUCAUGAGUGAUGCUGCUAGGGUGAAGGACACACUUCGGAUCUUCAAUGCUCAUUUUCUCCAUUUUGUUCAGGAGGAGGAGAAACGUUGCAAAAAGAAAGAUGAUGAUAUUGAUGCUAAAAAAGCUGCUUCUUUGCAAUCUAAGGAAAAAAGGUGCAAAGUUGACAUGAUGGUUAAUGGUAAGAAAUCAUCAAUGAAGUCGAUAAAGUUGAGAAAGGGUGGAGGUAGUAAGCUGGAAGAGACAAAGCGUUCCUCUAAAAGACCUGAUUUGAAGGCUAUUACCAAGAUGUUGGAAACUGGGGCUGUCCUUUACCCUGAUAAGAAGUUUGGCAAUAUUCCAGGGAUUGAAGUUGGACAUCAAUUCUUUUCUCGAGCUGAGAUGGUUGUUCUUGGGUUUCAUGGACACUGGCUCAAUGGGAUUGAUUUUAUGGGAGGAUCCUAUGGCAAACUUGCUCGGUAUAAAGAUUUGAAGUUCCCUCUCGCAGUGUCUGUAGUUCUUUCGGGCAUGUAUGAAGAUGAUGUAGAUAAUUCUGAAGAUAUUGUUUACACUGGUCAAGGUGGACAUAACUUGCUCGGUAAUAAGCGUCAAAUUGGUGACCAGAUAAUGCAAAGAGGAAAUCUAGCUUUGAAGCAUAAUAUGGAACAAAAUAUCCCUGUUCGGGUUACACGUGGGCAUGAAUCUGCAAACAGCUAUUGUGGAAAGGUGUAUACUUAUGAUGGACUGUAUAAGGUUGUGGAAUAUUGGGCUGAAAAAGGUGUGUCUGGAUUUACUGUGUUCAAGUAUCGGCUUCGACGGCUUGAAGGGCAGCCACCAUUAACUACAGGGCAGGUGCAUUUUUCUCGAGCUCAACCACCAAAAUGCCUUUCAGAUCUGCGUGGGUUGGUGUCCAAAGACAUAUCUGGUGGUCAAGAGAAGAUACCUAUUCCUGCUACAAAUGUAGUCGAUGAUCCUCCGUUUCCUCCAAGUGGUUACAUAUACAGCAAGCAAGGCAAAGUAGCAAGCAACAUAGAAGUGCCUCCAGAUGCUAAAGGGUGCUCUUGCGUUGGAGUUUGCAUUGAUUCAAGGUCAUGUGCUUGUGCAAAACUGAACGGUGGUGAUUUUCCAUAUGUUCGAAGAGAUGGUGGGCGAUUGGUUGUUGCCAAAGAUGUUGUCUAUGAGUGUGGUCCAAAUUGUGGCUGUGGUCCUGACUGCAUCAAUAGAAUAUCACAGCAGGACAUAAGAUAUCGGCUCGAGGUUUUCCGUACACCAAGUAAGGGAUGGGGUGUUAGAUCUUGGGAUUCCAUUCCAUCUGGUGCACCUGUUUGUGAAUACAUUGGGAUCCUCAUGAGGACUGAUGAUAUUGAUGAUUCUUCAGAGAAUAAUUUUAUUUUUGAAAUAGAUUGCCUUCAAACUAUGAAAGAGAUUGAUGGGCGACAAAGGCGUUUUGGGGACGUAUCCAAACAUAUUGCUGUUCCGCCAGAUGUGGUUGAGGAAAAGAAGGCAGAAAGCCUGCCAGAGUAUUGCCUUGAUGCGGUAUCAAUUGGGAAUGUUUCGAGGUUCAUCAAUCAUAGCUGUGAACCCAAUCUCUUUGUUCAGUGUGUUUUAAGCUCUCAUCAUGAUAUGAAACUUGCAAGAGUUGUACUAUUUGCUGCUGACAACAUCCCGCCUCUUCAGGAGCUUACUUACGACUACAACUAUCUGCUUGAUAGCGUUGCUGGGCCAGACGGUAAAGUGAAGGAACUGUUGUGCUAUUGUGGAACUGCAGAUUGCAGGAAGCGCUUGUAUUAGCAAAAUGCUUCUGCUGUAUACCUGAUUUUUGCUUCUGUUCGAUUUCUGUUGUCAAGCGCUCCCAUUCUCUCCAUUUUGGUGAAAGACUGGUUGGGGAUGGAAAUUUUUGGUUGUAAAGUUGCUUCUGCAACAACUGUUUGUAUCUUUCUGUGUCAUUGCGUUUGGGAUGGUUUGGUGCUUCAA